CUCUCCCAAAACACAUCUCACUCAUUGUUUUAGUUUUAGGGUAAAAGAGAAACUAUUGCUAGCAAAUUAGGAACAAAUAGAGAAACACAAUUUUAUGUACAACACAAUGAACCAUCAAGAUCAAAUGAUGCUCAUGUCUCAACUAUUCCCUAGUGCUUACAAUGAAGUAAUUCCUCAACAAGGAGAGAAGAAGCCGAGACGAAGGCGUACUAAGAAGAUCAAAGGAGAUAUUGCUAAUGAAAUGAAUAAAAAGAGGAAAUUAACUGAUGAACAAGUUAAUUUACUUGAACAAAACUUUACAAAUGAACAUAAACUUGAAUCUGAAAGGAAAGAUAAGCUUGCAAUGGAGCUUGGUUUGGAUCCAAGACAAGUAGCUGUUUGGUUCCAAAAUAGAAGAGCUAGGUGGAAGAACAGAAAACUUGAAGAAGAAUACAAUAGUCUUAAGAAAUUUCAUGAAUCUACUAUGCUUGAGAAAUGUCUCCUAGAAACUGAGGUAUUGAAGUUAAGAGAACAACUUUGUGAGGCAGAGAAGGAAAUUCAUAGGCUUAGAGAGCCUAUUGAAAAUGUCACAAGCAAUAGUUCAAGCACUUCAUCAAUGUCACAAUCAAUGGAAGUAGUGGAUCCUCCAUUUUUGGGUGAAUUUGGAGUUGAUUAUGGAUAUGAUGAUGAUGUGUUUUUGGUACCUAAUGAGACACAAUACUUCAAUGGCAUGGAUUGGGUUACUUUGUAUGUCUAAAAAAAAUUAACAUAAUAAGUAUGUUUUACUAAUUUAGCAUUUGUAGAUAAUGUGAAUUAUAUUCCCCUCAAUAUGUAAAUUAAUUGUUAUUAUAACUAGUGUGUUUUAUUUGACUUGUUUGGGAAAUAUAUUAUCCAUUAACAUAAUGAUGAUUUUUAUUUUGACCUAAAA
Molecule: messenger RNA, 907 nt
Organism: Trifolium pratense (red clover)
Lineage: Eukaryota; Viridiplantae; Streptophyta; Magnoliopsida; Fabales; Fabaceae
Product: homeobox-leucine zipper protein ATHB-40
Exons: 3
Coding region: 95-736 (213 amino acids)
Biological process (GO): positive regulation of DNA-templated transcription
Cellular component (GO): nucleus
Molecular function (GO): sequence-specific DNA binding; DNA-binding transcription factor activity, RNA polymerase II-specific
Source: RefSeq, a predicted model, not a curated record